UGCCUAGCCACCAUCACAUGCCUCCCCACUGGAGCUGACCACAGACCAGCAUCUCCACAGCAUGAAUAAUUAGGUAGGCAUAAUGGAAGGCACUCACUGCACCCUCCAGCUGCAUAACCCCAUCGCUGAACUCUGCUAUAUCAGCUUCUAUCUUCCAAGAGGGGAAGUCAGAGGAUUUUCAUACAAGGGCGCUGUAACUCUAGACAGAUCCAAUAACGCUUUCCAUAACUGCUACCAAGUCAGGGAGGGGCCAGACAUCACCAGCCUCAGCCAGCAGCCGAACGAACAUCCAGGAGACAUAUUUUUCAAGCAGACUCCCACAAAAAACAUUCUGACAGAGCUAUACAAGCUCACAGCAGAGAAGGAGCGGCUGCUGGACAGUCUGCUGAGGUCAGACAGCAUCCUCGGCAUUUCGAUGGGGAACCAGGAGGGGAAACUGCAGGAGCUGUCAGUGAGCCUUGACCCCAAGGACGACUAUUUCCAGAGUGUUGGCAACUGGAGCAGAGAACUCCCUGUGAGCUCUCUCAUUACGAGGAGCACCCAAGAGAACAAAAAGCCCCGGAAGUCUGGCAGGAGGAGAGAGAGCCCGGAGGAGCUCUGGCAGAAGAGAACCAGGAGGAAAGGGCGUGGCUGCCAGGAGUCAGCUCUUCAGAUGGGGAAGGACCAGGUCUGUUCCAGUAGCUCCCUUUCUCCUCGAGCUAGGCCUAAUCUCCGGCUCCUAGAAGAAAGAGGAAAUUUACUUCCUCAGGGAACACUUACCUCUUCGCUACGGAGAAGAGAGAGCUGCCCUGCCAACAUCCUCAGGACACCAGACGCAGACCUGGGUUUUGGAAACUCUGGGAGGACCUCAGAGGAUACUGAUCUUGAAGGACCUCUGUCCCCUGACAGCAGCCCCACCCAGGUAGGAGAUGCUGAUAUCGGAGGGCAGCUCAAGAGUUCUCACCAGCAGGAGCCUCCACAACCAAAUCUGUCUGAAAGUCUUAAGAAACAUCCAGGGACAGAGAGGUGGGGCAGCGGGACUCGGAAGUCAAAGUCAUUGGAGCGGACUUGCAGUAAGAAACCUGUUUCCAAAGUGGUGGCCAAGGUCCAGGAACCAUCUGCUCCAGUAAAAAGAAUAGUUAGGGUGCAUCAUGAUGGCAAGGGAAGGGUUGCCUUCUGUCCAGAGACCCAAACUGAGUUUAUCCCAAAAGCUGACUUUCUCACCCUCCCAGGAGGUGAGGCUGAGACUCAUAGUUCCAGGAAGCUGGGGGAGGAGCAGCGAGGGAUCAAGUCAUUGCGGUCCUCAGCCACAGAAAGAGCUUCCAUUACCAAAGAACCAGCCAGCACCGAGGCGGCCGCUGUGAACAAGGUUCUCCGCAAGGUGAUAGAGAGUGAGAAGUUAGACGAAGCCACUGAGGGGAAAAGGUUGGGCUUCUCUCUCAACACAAGAGCCACCCACACUUUCCCAGAAACUAGAACCCAAAGGAAGGCUAGGCUACCGCAGAGUGGCCAUAAAUUCUUGCUUCUGGAUCUGCCCCACACGGUAGGUCCUGAUUCCCCACAACCCAAAUGCAAUGAGAAGAAGCCAACCCCUCAGGCUCCAACAGCCCUUGGCAUGGUAUUUAAUAAUUCAUCGCCUCAGUCCAGCGCACACAAACGGCUGUCACCUGUUCCCUCGCCUCUGUCUCCCAGGUGUCCCAGCCCACAGCAGCACCACAGGAUCCUCCUGCUCCCUCCACUGCCUAGUGAGGGAGAAGCUGUUUUUAAUGAGUACCCUAAUAGAGAGAACGGUGUCUCCUCUGGGUUCCCCUCUGCAGACACCUUGGAGCCAUCAUCUUCUACGAAGGUCACGGAGACCAAAGGAGCCAGCCCGACUUCCCUCAGAGCAAGCCAAACUUGGCUGGUAUCUGAGGAAACUUCCGAAAAAAACUUGGGGCCAGAGAAGAUCACAGCUCCACCCCAGCACCAGUUGCCACCAGGUAUUGCCUCUGAAGGCUUUCCCCAUGACAACUUCAAUGAGCAGACAGCAAAAGACCUUCCCAGUAAGGAUGGAGGGGCUUGGGUCCUGGGUUACAGAGCCGGACCACCCUGUCCAUUUCUGCUCCAUGAAGAGAAAGAAAAGACAAGUAGAAGCGAAUUAUACUUGGAUCUCAACCCUGACCAGAGCCCCACAGAGCAGGACGACAGGACUCCAGGCAGACUCCAAGCUGUCUGGCCACCCCCAAAGACAAAGGACACAGAGGAAAAAGUGGGACUGAAGUACACUGAAGCAGAAUACCAGGCUGCUAUCCUACAUCUGAAGAGGGAACACAAAGAAGAAAUCGAAAACCUGCAGGCUCAGUUUGAACUCAAGACAUUUCACAUCCGGGGUGAGCAUGCAUUAGUAACAGCAAGACUUGAAGAAACCGUUGAAAAUCUCAAGCAGCAGUUAGAAAAGCGCCAGGGAGGAUGUGAGGAGAUGAGAGAUGUAUGUGUUUCCACGGAUGAUGACUACUCUCCAAAGGUCUUCAGAAACGUAUGCAUCCAGACAGACAGAGAGACCUUCCUCAAGCCCUGUGAUGCUGAAAGCAAAACAACCAGAAGCAGCCAGAUAGUACCCAAGAAGCUGAACAUCUCCUUAACCCAGCUCUCUCCCUCAAAAGACAGCAAAGACCUCCAUGCCGCACUCCAGACAAGAGAAGGCAUCUCUUCAUCAAGUCAGCAGAAGUUAUCCCCUCCAGCCCCUCCCACACCACCACCUCUCCCUCUGCCUCCCAUCCCUCCCCCUCCGCCUCUCCCACCUGGACUUGGACCUUUGCCACCAGCACCACCCAUAUCACCUGUGAGUGCUGGGUCACCACUGCCACCUCCGCCACCUCCUCCUCCACCUCCCUUGCCUCCAAGUGCUGGACCACCCCCACCUCCUCCUCCACCACCACUUCCUAAUGUCCUGGCUCUUCCUAACAGUGGAGGUCCUCCUCUUCCUCCUCCUCCUCCUCCUCCCCCACCAGGACUUGCACCCCCACCUCCUCCUGGACUGUCCUUUGGACUCAGCUCUUCUUCCAGCCAGUGUCCUCGUAAACCAGCCAUUGAGCCCAGCUGUCCCAUGAAGCCUUUGUAUUGGACUAGAAUACAAAUAAAUGAUAAGAGCCAAGACGCCACACCAACUUUAUGGGACUCCUUAGAAGAACCUCAUAUUAAGGACACCAGUGAAUUUGAAUAUUUAUUCUCCAAGGACACAACUCAGCAGAAGAAAAAACCCCUAUCAGAGGCCUAUGAGAAGAAGAACAAAGUCAAAAAGAUCAUCAAGUUAUUGGAUGGAAAGCGAUCUCAAACUGUGGGAAUCUUGAUAUCUAGUUUACAUCUAGAAAUGAAGGAUAUUCAACAGGCCAUAUUUAACGUGGAUGACUCUGUGGUUGACCUGGAAACCUUGGCGGCCUUAUAUGAAAAUCGAGCCCAGGAGGAUGAACUGACUAAAAUAAGAAAGUACUAUGAGACAUCCAAAGAAGAAGAUUUGAAGCUGCUGGAUAAACCUGAACAAUUUUUGCAUGAGUUAGCCCAGAUUCCUAAUUUUGCUGAACGUGCCCAGUGCAUAAUCUUCAGGGCUGUAUUUUCUGAGGGUAUCACAUCCUUACAUCGAAAAGUAGAGAUUGUCACACGGGCCUCAAAGGGCCUGUUGCACAUGAAGAGUGUGAAGGAUAUCUUAGCUCUCAUUCUGGCUUUUGGAAAUUAUAUGAAUGGAGGGAACAGGACUCGAGGGCAAGCAGACGGAUAUAGCUUAGAAAUCCUGCCCAAACUCAAGGACGUCAAAAGCCGGGACAAUGGGAUGAAUCUGGUGGACUAUGUUGUGAAGUACUACCUGCGGUACUAUGAUCAGGAAGCUGGAACAGACAAGAGUGUUUUCCCACUGCCUGAACCACAGGAUUUCUUCCUGGCCUCCCAAGUCAAAUUUGAAGACCUCAUAAAGGAUUUGAGAAAACUGAAGCGUCAACUAGAAGCAAGUGAGCAACAGAUGAAGCUGGUGUGCAAGGAGUCCCCACGGGAGUACCUGCAGCCUUUCAAGGACAAACUGGAGGAGUUCUUCAAGAAAGCCAAAAAAGAGCACAGGAUGGAAGAGAGUCACUUGGAGAAUGCACAGAAAAGUUUUGAAACAACAGUGGGAUAUUUUGGAAUGAAGCCAAAGACUGGAGAGAAGGAGGUCACCCCCAGCUAUGUGUUUAUGGUGUGGUUUGAGUUCUGCAGCGACUUCAAGACCAUUUGGAAGCGGGAGAAUAAGAACAUAUCUAAAGAAAGAUUGAAAAUGGCUCAGGCAUCCGUCAGCAAACUGACAUCAGAGAAGAAAGUGGAGACAAAGAAAAUCAAUCCCACUGCUAGUCUGAAAGAAAGACUGCGUCAGAAGGAAGCCAGUGUGGCCACCAACUAAGAUGAAAACUGAAGGAAUAUGUGGCAUGAGAGGCAGCGCCUCACUGCUCCUGCAGACACGAGUGCCAUGGAGAGUUCCUGAAAGAUCAGUUAGGGACAUUUGCGAAUCUCCUUCUGAGGUCAUCUGCAGAAAGUGCCCUGUGCCUUCUUUGAGAAGUCUCUUGUCAAUCCACGGGAACAGUGCAAAACUUUGUAUGGGAAUACUACAGGGAUAUUUAGCUGUUUCCUACAGAAGUCCAAAGUCCACCCAAUAAUAAGAUCAGGAGAUAUACCGUUCUUUUCAUGUUUUAUUUAAAGCAGAAAUUCUAAGCUUUCCAGUGUAUAACCUUGUCAUGGGAAAAGAGGUACAUCUUUUAUGGUGACCCCCGAACGAUCUCAAGCCUUGAUCCUCACACACUAGUUUUUGUAUUGAUCUUAAUUUUUAUCCUGCUGUACCAAGAUCCUAUGCCAUUUUCACCAAAAAAUAUUGAAACUUACCAGAACUGUUUUUGAAGAGUUUAAUGCUGUGUAUCUUCCAGACUAGGGAAAUGAUUUUUGAGGAGAAGAAUGAUGAUGGUGAUGAUGGAGGUGGUGGUGGUGACUAUGGUGAUGAUGAUGAUGAUAAUGACGACGACGACGAUGAUGAUAUAAUGAAUCGGGAAGGAUUAAAAUUCCACGUGGGUGGAGAGAGAAUAAUAACCAUAAACCUUAAUCUGGAGAAGAAGUUAUGACGCCGAAAGUGAACAUCAGCUAUUGAGAUAGGCCCACUCAAUAUGGCUUCCUGGCCAGUAGGGAUUCUCUACCAACUUCUAGUAAAAACGAGGCGAGGACAGACUUGGGUCAAGAGGACCCACUUGAGUAAGGGACCAUGUGGUUUCAAAUCUAUUGUGGACAGCAAAUGAAUGCUAUGCAGACAUGCAGAUGGUGUCUACACUGUAUUCUACAAUUUGUAUCCUGGUCUCUUCCACCACCCCAGCAGUUUCUAGACAGGAGGGCAAAUGCCACUGUCUCCUUCUACCAUGACCUUGAUACACGAGCAUGUGAAUGGAGGUAGCCAGGGGGCAUUUGCUGUACAAAAAAAAAAAUGUAUGAGCAGAGAAGAGAUUUUUACCGUAAUGUGAAAGCAGAAUGUUUAUUUAAUAUUAACCUGUGAAUGGACUAUCAAGGCAGGUAGGGUUUUCUAACUCUGGCCCUUAAAUCAUAGAGAAAAGCCACCUUGCCCCCUUUCCCUCCAUUUUAACCCCUAAACCACCACUAUGUAAACUUCCCUGGUGAGAGAACAAGAAGAGAACUGGGCAUGAACUGGAGAUUGUAUUGAAGACUGUAGUUUUUAAGCCUCGAUGUAAUGACAGACCAUGCUUUCUUGUUGGUGGAGACAGUCUAGAGUUACUCAGAAUCUUGAAGCUUUUGCUGAUCUGAAUACUUCUGGCUGCCAUGUGGAGCCCGCCUCUUGCCUCAGCAACUUUCAAGAACAUUUGAACUUGCCAGAUACCUUAAGCUAUUCCCAGAAUCUGCCCACCAGUCAUCAGCCCCCCACUCCCACUCAGGGACACUCUGAUAAUAGACACAAGCUAAGGAAAGCAGCAUUGUAAUCUGACGUAGUGCAAACCUUUUAAAGCAAGAGUAGCUGGUACCUCAUAAGUCACUGAUGCCAUUUUCAUACAGGUGCUAACUGUCAAAGGAAAGAGCAUGGUCACAUGGUUUAUUUUCCUGAGAAUAAAGGGAUUGGGACAAAAGAGACAAUCAAAUAUGGAACUUAGCUUGACUAGAAUGGCAUGAUGUCACUGUUCUUUUUCUGUGGCUUUUUAGUGUUGUUUCUCAUAAUUCUCACUGUGAGGAAGACCAAGAGACUUAACUAACAAAGCAAAUUCCACUUGCAGACAUCCUUUACUCCGUGGUGCCCUUGUUAGUAUUGAGGUGCAAAAGAGAAAUGCAGUUUUGUUUAUAGCACAGGAUCUCUCAGCAUUCUGUGAGAUCUGCAUAAGCCGAGAUCUUGAUGGAUCCUGUGGGUGGGGUCACAGAAACAGAGGGUUUUCUGUGGUGUUGAUGCUACCUCAGGACUCUGAGAUGCUCAUGAGUCAACUCAGGCAGCACUGUCUCUCCCUUGGUCCUUCAGGACCAUAGCAGACCUUGCAAGCUGUCAGGAAGUAGACCAUACUAGUGCGUGUUGGUUUUUUUUUUUUUUGUUUGUUUUUUUUUUGUGGGGGGACGCUCUUUGUUACCUAACAUCCUAACUCUAUUUUGUAGUGCUUACCUUGCCCCCUUAAAAAGUCAAGAUAAAACCAAUUGGGUUAAGGAUGCCGCAGAGAUGGCUCAACAGUUAGGCUCACAAAGCGUUCUUAUUGAUGGCCUGAGUUUGGAUUCUAGUGCCCAUGCUGAAUGGCUCACAGUCACUUAUAACUCUCUCUGGCAUCCUCUGCUGUCCUCCAUGGGUACCUGCACUCACAUGCACAGAUGCAAACACAGUCAUACACAUAUGCACAUAAUUAAAAAAUAAAAAUGAAUCUUAAAAAAACAAGUAUGGACAGGAUAUGGCAGGAUAGAUGAGGAAAAACCUAAAAGUAUACUUUUGUCCCAAAUAUCUCAUUUUACAAGGUAGUUUAAAUUGUGUUAAAAAUCUCUAGCAAGAAGUACAUAUUUUCUUUAGUUUUUAUUUUCAUUUUCCUUUGCCUAUACUUAUCAAAGGAAAAAAAAUACCAGAAGGUGAUGGGAAAGCCUCUGUUUCCAUAAAUUCAUUAAUAUACAAAUAAGUUCAGUUGUUGAAUCACAAAACAGGGACAUUAUCAAACCCAAAGUGAUAACAGUACUAAAUAAGCAUGUUUUGAUGGCCAGAGGGCAAGGACAAAGAGCCUACCAUCUCCUCCUGAGACUUCAGUUUAUAGCAGACCAUUUUUUACUGUGGAUUUUAAAGGGUCUAGGAUUGUCUUGGGAAGCUUAGUCUACAAAAGAACCACUUAUAUAAUGACGUCAUGUUCUAGAGUUGGAUGUGUCUGUUCUUCUUAUGAAAUCUGCUAAGGGAAGUUUAUAAGUGAGCAGAAUAUUGGAAGACCAUGAUAUGGCAAUUCAUCAUUGAGCUGUAUGGCUUGAGGGAUGCUGCAGCUAAAUAGGGUGGACUGGGCAAAGCAAUAAACUUCCCCACGUGUCAGGUGCUUCACCUGCAUAAGGAAAUCCGCAGACAAGUCUGUUCCCCAACAGAUAGGCCUGUAAAAGAGUGGAUUAAGUUUUAGCUCUCACAAAAGACAGAUAACCUUGGAUAUGUCUUCAUCUUCUAGCUAUAGAAAAUGACAAUCCAGCUGCUUAGAAGUUGUGGCCAGUACAGAAUUGACUUAAAGCACCUCCGAAAACUCAACUCAACAUCUCUUCCCCAUUGGACUUAACCCAAGUGUUCUUAAUGCUGGUGGCAAUUGGUUCUGGGCACAACCAGACUUAGUUACACAGCUGUAUGAGACCAAGAGUCACAUUUUGUGUCACGCCUGCUUUCCUGUCAGCUGUUGACACCUUGUUAGGCGCUCUCGUUAUUACUUUCUCCACUCUACACUUCUCUUCUCAAGGAUGGGCAAUCUACUAGACUCCCUCAAGAUAACUCUUUGCCAGGAAGUGGUGAAUUUAAAAGUUGAAGCAUGUUUCAUGCAAAGCCAGUUCAGUGGCCUUAUUUGUUUCAAGACAAUGACUUAUAUCACAUUGUGGGAGUCUGAAUACUUAACAGCUUCCUUGGAAACAUGGAGACAUUAACAUGGUAGCUCACUGACUGGGUCUCUUCAGCUGUCAAAAGACUAUGAGAAAAGCAAAAGAAGCCACAUGCUGUCCUUAAGCAGAAUGUACUGGUCUGUAUUCCCCACUCCAUCUCAGGCCAACUCCAAGCACCCUCUGGCUGACCAGUGCCAGUGAGCUCCGUUUAUUUCUCUGCCUUUCUCUUUUCUUCAGUCUAUAGCCUGCAGGAACCCUACACGUUAUUCCAUAUUUUUGCUAUCAAGAUUCUUGGUCUAGAAGAGACUGAGCUAACCUCAGCUUGUUUGUUUGUUUGCUUGCCUUUAAGGAACAGAUCAAUCCUACAUUCUCCACCAUAGACUGUAUACUUCAUACCACAAGCUCCAUCUGUCCUCAGAUAGUUGUCUGAUUUUAGUCUUAAGUAUACAGGGAAUCCUCUGGGGGCCGAUCCAACUGCUUCUGUGGUUCCACGGUAUUUUUCAUCGUUCAUGUGAAACAGGAUAGCACUAGGCUGCCAAAGCACAAAUGAGUCAGUAGGCUCGGGCAGAAAUGAACAUCCUUAAGGAUUUGACAGGGAAUAAACAGGCUCUAGCACAUUAAGGAUGUGACCUAGGCUGGGUGUUACUUUAAAAUGCCCUGUGCUCUCCACCUCUAAGAGAAGGUUCAUCUAAUAAAUACAUGCGUUUCCAGUGUGUUAUCUUAUGUCAAGGAAGAAAUCAAGUAUGGAUCAGCUUAGGUUUACCAGACUCAUACCUGCUCUCCUCCACUGUUCUCUUCCAGGCCUUUUUUUUUCCAUCUUACAAAGCAAGAUAUUUUUAAUUGUUCACCUUAAUUGGAUUUCCAAGUCCGUACUUCUCAAACAAACCACCAGCCCCAUAGGCCACUGAGCACCGAGGGAGGUUACUCUGUCUCCUCAUAGCAUCACUAAUAGAUGUUCAAAAGUGAGCAAUUCUGGGAAUCCAUGGAGUGGAUUUUAAUGUAGUUUUAUGUCCAUGGUAUAGGAAAAGGCGCAGUCGUCAUGUACCAAUUGUACUGCUUUUCCAUUGAAGGGCCAAAAGGCAUUUAGUGUACAUGGUAGGUAUGUUUUGUAAACUACAAAUACCUUUUUUCCUCUUUUAAAAAAAAGAUAUAUUCAUUUUUUAUUUUAUGUGUAUGACUGUUUGCCUACAUGUAUGUAUAUGCACCAUCUGUGUGCCUGGUGUCUGUAGAAGCCAGAAGGAAGCUAUUAGAUCUCCUUGGUCUGGAGUUCCACACAGUUGUAAGCUGCCAUGUGAGUGCUAGGAACAAACUUGUAUCCUCUGCAAGAGCUAUGAGAACUGCUAACCCCUGGACAUUUCUCCAGCCCCCUUCCCCUGUCAUAUAUCUCUAUAUAUAGUCUAAGUUUGUCAUAUCUGACCAUUAGUCUCUAGUGGUUCUGCACAGGUUUUAGAAGGCAUUCACUACUCUUGGAAACAAACCCAUGAAUGAGAAAGAAACUCCGAAAGUGUUGUAUCAGCAGUGAUUCAAAGAGGAUUUGUGGGGAAGAAAAUUAAAUGUGUGGGUUUCUUCCAAAAAUUGUUAAUUUUUCUAAUUCUAUUUUACAACUUGCUGAGACACAAAUACUGUGCUUCUCCUGUCCUACUGAACACUGGGUGUGUAAUCUUUGAGGACUAUGUUCUUUUAGGAAAAAUAAUUUCUCUUUAAGGAAGCAAUCUAAGAUACUCUCUGAAAGGCAGAAAGUUUACAAAUUAGACACUGGAUAUUUUUAAAGAACAUUUAGUGGAAGCAUGUCAUCAAUUCAUCACAGGCUUUUCCUGUCUUUGAAUUAUAAUCCAGACUACUGUGGGAAGCAGUCUCCCUGGACUUUGAUUUAGGGAUCGUGUUUUGGCCUGGAAAAUAAGCAUUGGCCUGCAUGUCCAGAAGCUCCCUGAAAUCAGUUAGCAUCCUAAUACAAGUCAGAUGCUGCAGAAAUGUAAGUCAUUUAUGGUUUGACUUGGUUUGGUUUUCCUUAGCACCACCUGGGAUCAUGGAGGCUACUUCCUUAGAUUCAUGUGACCUUUGCAGUGUUUCCUGUUCACCUUCUGAGACGGGGAAACUAGGAAACAGGAAGGAAGAAAAAGUAAAUAAAUCCAGUGUGGUGUUUUGCACAACUUUUGCCAUGAUAGUACCAGAGACAGGUUUUAAUAGAAAUUUAAGUCAUUUAUAUUAUGAAGAUAGUAGUGUCCACAUGUUGUUAUAACUCAAUGACAGACUCUGCUGCACAAAUAAAUACUCCACUGACACUGGCCUAUGCUUAGCUGAGUAACUUCCAGCUUCAGAUUCUGCUACAAGUGUCACUUGCCCAAGGACCUUACUGUUUGUUCUAAGCAUCUCAGCACCUAGUGUCAUCCAGUGUUCCUCCAUUCAUACUUUGUCUUCAGCUUCCCUUUCCUCACAUACCACAGCCCUUCUCUCCCGAAGGUAACCUUUGCAGCUUCUACUGGACCCAGAUACCCUUUACCUCUGCAGCAUAGACACCAAAUGUCCUGUAGUCUUCUCCACCCUGUGCUCCACCAUUCAGUGUUUGGACAGAGCACCACUGUCACCAAGGAGCCUGUGUGAGACAUUGCUGAGACUGCCUCUUGUUAAUGUCACCAUCACCUCAUCACUCAGGCAAAGAGGAAAAUCCAUAAAAGAGGUGGAAAAUGCAUUUUGUUUUUUCAUUUUUUUCUACUUUAUUAAAAAAGUUGGGUGUUCUAGUUCUUGGUUUCUCAUAGUUUUUAAACUAUCUAAUUAGAGAACACUUUUGCUCCAUGGUAGCAGAUCACCAGCCAUGACAAGGCUCAAUCUAGGACUCUCAGCUUCCUACGCUGCUGGACACAUUGACCUCUGUGCAAACAUUAUGAAUUGUAAGACUUCUUAUUGCCACUCCAUUCUUGCUACUGCUCAUGAUUCAAACAUCUACCACAAUCUGAAUUGGGAUGUUGACAUUUUGUGGUUAUUUUCAGAUUAAUAGUAACCGUUAUGCUCUUAAAAAGCACUCAUAGAAAGUGUAAUCAUGUCCUGAAUAGUUGACUAUUCUGUCAUAGUAAAACACAGCCUUUCUGUUCAAAUAUUAUUCCAAUUUGUAGGUGGAAAAUUAACCAAUAAAAUAAAGACAGCUUUGGAAAAGAAAAGGCACUUUAAAAACAUGAGACCUUGUAUUACAUGCUUGUGGAUGUUUUUAAGCAUAAUAAGCUAACUGGAUUUGGGUAUAUUCCCUUUAAGUUAAAAAUAAUAUGUAUUUCUAAUUUGCAUAUUUAAUUUUGUCAACACAGAGAAAUGUUCAUGGGUUGAAUUUGUAAAUUUAAUUUGCAACCAAAUGAAGUAUUUAUUUUCAAAAAGAAAAGGUGGAGGAACCAACAUCAACUUGUACAUAAUGAAAAUAUGUAUGUAUAUAUUUUUUCCUUCUUGACACUACUUGAUCAUUAUAUCAAGUGUAUUUUUGUACAUAAUAUAUAUUGGUUAGAAAAAAUUUAGAUUGUCUAUUGAAAGAUAUUCUAUCGCUGUGAUAGAUUAUAUUUAUCCUAAUCUAUUGAUAUUCUGUUGAUUUGUUUUAAGAGAUAGGGCUCUAUUUUUUGAACUGCCAGAGAAUUGCAUUCAUCGCUUCCACUUGUAAAUAUGCUAAGGGUAUUUUAAUAAAUCUUGGUUUCAUGUCUG
This is a messenger RNA of Arvicanthis niloticus (Nile rat), 11724 nucleotides long. RefSeq names its product formin 1 (gene Fmn1). Lineage: Eukaryota; Metazoa; Chordata; Mammalia; Rodentia; Muridae. Gene Ontology annotation, molecular function: actin filament binding; microtubule binding. Gene Ontology annotation, cellular component: actin filament; cytoplasm; cytoskeleton. Gene Ontology annotation, biological process: actin nucleation; cortical actin cytoskeleton organization. The record is from RefSeq and is a predicted model, not a curated record.